This is a messenger RNA of Cavenderia fasciculata, 2361 nucleotides long. RefSeq lists its product as uncharacterized. The record is from RefSeq and is a predicted model, not a curated record. The transcript is spliced from 4 exons. NCBI's taxonomy places the organism in Eukaryota, Evosea, Eumycetozoa, Acytosteliales, Cavenderiaceae. Bases 1 to 2361 code for a protein of 786 amino acids.
AUGAACUAUCAAUCCAUUCAAUUGGUUCAAAUCUUAUCAAAAAGAUUACUCUUCUCAACAUUUACCAAUCAAUAUUACUCAUCAAACUUGUUUUAUAAUAUAAUAACAGAGAUUGAUGAUAAUGGAGAUAUAAUAAGUUUAUUGUUAACUUGUAAAAAGUUGUACAGUCAAAAUAGUAGUAGUGUUAGAAGAUCGAUUCAGUUUAAAGGAAUAGAAGCAAUCAAUGACAAUGGAUAUAUAUCAAAACAGUUUAAAUCAACCUUUAAUCAAUUCAACCUAUCAUCAUUUAAAGAUAUAUUAAAGAAUAGUAUAUCUGAUCAUCAGGUGAUAGUACCCGAACAAAACAAUCUCAUUAAAGAUCCACUACACAAUAUCAACGACUAUCCCAAAUGGGUACAACAACGUAUCACACCAAACAGAGAAGAUACAAGUAAUAUUACAACAGCAUUGAUACAUUAUUAUGAAUCGGUAGAGACAUCAUUAAAGAGAAUCUAUGACAUGUCAUCGAUCGAGACAUUAUCCAUUACCGAUCGAUAUGUUAAAGUAGUGGAUCUUACCUCCAUCUCACUAUUGCCUCGACUAGAGCGUCUUGUACUUUGUGUACACUCGUUGAAGCUUGGUACACAUACAUCACUCAAGUCUCUUCAACUCCAUCUCUCAACCACAUACCCUCUUUGUCACUUUGGAUUGGACAAGUUUGUAUCACUGACAGAUCUGUCCUUUACAUACAAAAAUGUUACAAAUAUUGGACCAGGGCUAUUACCAAACAGUCUUUUAUCACUCUCUAUCAUAUCAAAGGGUGUACCACCACCAAAUACAUUCCUUUCAUUAACAUCACUCAUCAACCUCGAUUUAACAACACAUGAAAAAACAGAUGGUGAAGAUUAUGAUGAUGAUGAUGAAGAUGAAGAAGAAGAUAGAGAGGAAGAAGAAGAAGAAGAUAGAGAGGAAGAAGAAGAAGAGGCAAUAUACGUAAACAACAAUCAAGAAGAAAAGAAACUAUUUAUCAAUCUUGAUUGUUUGAACAACCUAAAGACACUUGGGUUUAGUGAUGACUUUGAAAAGGAAAAGUAUAGUAUCGAGAUUAGUGUACCUCAAUCAAUCAAGAAACUUGGUCUCCAGUCUAGAUGUGCAUAUAUCUCAUCCCAAUCUACAUUACCACAGUUGCAAGAACUACAUGUACGAGAAACUGGAUUGAAUGAUCACAGAGGAUUAGGUCUAUUGUCAUCGUCACCUUGUCUCAAACAACUAUCUAUUUCCUUCAAUGAUUACAUUGGACACGAUAUCAUCAUCCCAUCGACAGUUGAAAAACUUACAAUUUAUAAAUACAUAGAAGCAGAUGUACUCGAACAAGUUGUAUUACCAUCAUCACUCACCGAACUAUCCAUCUUGAGAGGAUAUGAGAACAAUUGGAAUGUCAAAAAUCUACCAGAAUCACUCAACAAACUAGUUUUGGAAUCCAAUGGAGGACAAGAUACGAUUGUAUUACCAACCUCUUAUCCACUGGGUCUUGAAACACUCGACCUUUUGAAUAUCAGAGAUAACUUUGUCAUGGAUGUCGACCAAUUACCAUCAACCAUCAAAUAUCUAUCAAUGGCACUAAAACCCAACCAUGAAGUAGAAAAGAAAGAUCUAAAGGGACUACCAAUCUAUUCAAUUGGAUCAAAGUUUACCAAAAAGAUCACCUCUUUUCAACAACAUUUACCAAUCAAUAUUACUCAUCUAACAUGUUAUAUGCGGAUGAGAAUGUUGUACUAUAAGGUUUUGUUUAGAUUGGAUGAAAUAAUCAAUCAAACCAAUGUUAUAUAUUUAACAAUCAUUGUUUUCCAUCAACCACCAUUACAUUUUUCAAUUAAAAGAUUGGACAGUGAUAAUAAGAAUGUAUUGGUAUUGGAAAAUGAUACACUUCAAGGUGGAAUAAUUACUCAACAAAAAAAAUCAAUCAACUCUCAACAACAACAAUAUGAUCCAAUUUAUUUAUAUUUUGAUCUAAAAGAACGUAUCUCUGCUGACAAGAGUGGUUUACAAAUCAAGUCUGGACCAGACCCAGUCUUUCCAAAUAGUCUGACAACACUCUCUGUGAGACCUAAAAAGAUACUAUCACCAGAUACAUUCCUUUCAUUAAAGUCGCUAGUAUCCCUCACGAUUGACCUUGGAACUUAUGGUGUGCAAGAAAGACCAUUCAUCAAUCUUGAAGGUCUACAUUGUCUCGAGACAUUUAUGUUAAGGGCUGAAUAUUAUGAGGGUGAAGACAUCUACAGCAUCUCUGUAAAUAUCCCAUCCUCCAUCAAGUUUCUUCAUCUCUUGUCAUGUGACGUACAAAUUCCACAACAGAUUAUGAAUGGAAAAUUCAAAGAUUAG